AUGGCUAGGUCAUCCCACCUGUCCUCUGCCCACAACCUUACACCCACAGUCAUCCACCUGUCCUCUACCCACAACCCUACCCACAGCCUUACAACCACAGUCAUCCACUUGGCCUCUACCCACAGCCUUACACCCACAGUCAUCCACUCCUGUCCCUCGACCCACAGGGUCCUUAAAACCACCACAGUCAUCAAACUUGGCCGUCUACCCACAGCCUUUACAACCCACAGUCAUCCACCAUCGUCCUCGUACCCACAAGCCUUACACCCGACCCCUUCUAGUCCCCCAAAAAUUCCACCUGUCCUAUACCCACAGCCCAUUACAACCCACCAGUCAUCCACUUGGCCAUAUACCCACAGCCUUAACACCCACAGUCAGUCCAACCUGUCCUCUGGUACCCACAACCUUACAACCCACAGUCAUCUAACCCUGUCCUCUACCCACAACCCUACACCACAGCCUUACAACCACAGUCAAAUCCACUUGGCAUCCUUACCCACCAGCCAUUACACCCACAGUCAUCCACUUGGCUCUACCCAACCAACACCCACCAGUUCAUCACCGGUCCUCUGUGACCCACAACCAACCUUACACCCUACAGUCACCACCCCUGUCCUCUUACCCACAACCCAUACCCACAGCCUUACCAACACAGGUCAUCCACUUGGCCUCCUUACCCACAGCCUUACACCCACAGUCAUCCACCUUGGCCUCCCUACCCACAGCCGACACCCACAGUCAAUCCACUUGGCUCCUCUACCCACAGCCUUACACCCACAGUCAUCAACCUGUUCCAUUUAUUACCCACAGCCUUACACCCACCCAAAGUCAGGCCACCUGUCCUCUACCCACAGCCUUUACACCCACAGUCAGCCACUUGGCCUCUACCCACAGCCCUUUACACCCAACAGUCAUCCACCGGUUUCCUCUAGCCCAACCAACCUUAACCUUAACCCACAGUUCAUCCACCUCCGUCCUAUACCCACAACCCUACCCACAGCCUUACAACCACAGUCAUCCACUUGGCCUCUACCCACAGCCUAUUACACCCAACAGUCAUCCAACUUGGCUCCUUACCCACAACCUUUCACCCACAGUCAAUCCACCUGGCUCCUCUGCCCACAACCUUACACCCACCAGUCAUCACCUGUCCUCUACCCACAACCCUUACCACAGCCUUACAAACCCACAGUUUCAUCCACUUUGGCCUCUACCCACAGCCUUACAUCCACAGUCAUCCCAACCUGUCCUCUACCACAGGCCCCUUACACCCACAGUUCAUCCACUUGGCUCUACCCACAGCAUUUACACCCACAGUAUCCAUCUGUCCUCUUACCCACAGCCUUACACCCCACAGUCAUCCACCUGUCCUCCUUACCCACAGCUCCUUACACCCCCCACACAUUCCCAUCCACUGGCCUUAACCACAGCAUUACACACACCAGUCCAUCCACUGUCUCUGCCCACAACCUUGACCCACCCCAGUCAUCAACCUGUGUCCUCUUACCCACAACCUACCCCACAGCCUUACAACCACAGUCAGCCAACUGGCCUCUACCCACAGCAUUACACCCAAACCCCCAGUCAAUCCACCUUGGCUCUCCCACAACCCUUUCUACCCACAUCCAUCCACCUGUCCUCCUACCCACUAACUUACACCACAGUCAUACCACCUGUCCUCUACCCAACCAAACCUUACCCACAGCCUUACAACCAACAGUAUCCACUUGGCCUCUACCCACCAGGCCUUACACCCACAAGGUCCCAUCCACUGUCCACCCUACCCAGCCUUACACCCACAGUCAAUCCACUUGGCCUUCUACCCACAAGCCUUUACACCCACAGUCAUCCACCUGUCCUCUACCCACAAGCCUUACACCCACAGUCAAUCCACCUGUCCUCUACCCACAGCCUUACACCCACAAAGUCCCAUCCACUUGGCUUACCCACAAGCCUUACACCACAAGUCCAUCCACCUGUCCUCUGAUUACAAACCUUACACCCACAUUCAUCCACAUGGUUCCUCCAUACCCACAACCUACCACAGCCUUACAAAAACCCACAGUCUUCCAUUUGGCCUACCUACCACAGCCUUACCUACUCACAAGUCCAUCCACUUGGCCUUUACCACAACCUUUCACCUACAAGUCAUCCCAACCUAGGGGUCCUCUACCCACAAGCCUUACACCCACAGUCAAUCCCACCUGUCCUCCUACCCACAACCCUACCCACAGCCUUACAACCCACACCUCACCACCCACAGUCAUCCACCUUGGCCUUCUACCCACAAGCCCUUACACCCACAGUCCAUUCCACUUGCCUUAUCCACAGCUUACAACCCACCAGCAUUCCACCAGUCCUUACCCACCAGCCUUACACCCACAAGUCAUCCACCUUAGCCUCCUCACCACAGCCUUACACCCACAGUCCCAUCCAACUUGGCCUUACCCACAGCCUUACCAUCACAGUCAUCCAACCUUGGUCCUCUACCCACUAGCCUUACAACCCACAGUCAUCCACCUUGGCCUCUACCCACAGCCUUACACCCACAUCAUCCACCUGUCCUCUACCCACAGCCUACACCCACCAGUCAUCCACUUAGCCUCUACCCACAGCCUUUACACCCACAGUCAUCCACUGGACUCCUACCCGCCUUACAACCACAGUCCAUCCACCUGUGUCCGUUACCCACCCCAGCCUUACAUCCCACAGUAUUCACUGGGCCUCUACCAACACAGCCCUACCACCCACAGUCAUCCAACCUUGCCUCCUACCCAAAACCUUACACACCCACAGUCCAUCCAUUUGGCCUUCUACCCACAACCGUUCAUCCCACCACCUUACACCCACCAGUCAUCCACUGGGCCUCUACCACAGCCUACACCCACAGUCAAUCCAUUUGGCCUCUACCCACCGCCUUACACCACAGUCAUCCACUUGGCCUAUUACACAAAGCAUUUACACCCCACAGUCCAUCCACUGUCCUUACCACAGCCCUUACACUCCACCCUUUCCAGCCAAUUGAGGCCUCUACCCACAGCCUUACACCCACCAGUUUCACCCACUUGGCCUCUACCACAGCCUUACCCCACAGUCAUCACCUGUCCUCUACCCACAGCCUUACACCCACAGUUCAAUCCACUUGGGCCUCUACCCACAAGGCCUUACACCCACAGUUUCAUCCACCUUGCCUCUACCCACAAGCCUUCACACCCACAGUCAUCCAACUUCGCCUCUACCCACAAGCCUUACACCCACAGUCCAUCCACCUUUGGCCUCCUUACCACAAGCCUUACACCCACAGUCAUCACCUGGACUAUACCACACCCUUACACCCACAGUCAUCCACCCCUUAAGGCCUCCUUAACCACAGCCUUAACCCACAGUCAUCCACUUGGUCCUUCUACCCACAACCUUACACCCACAGUCGAUCCUACUUGGGCCUCUACCCAACAGCCGUUACCAACCCACAGUCAUCCACUUGGCCUCUACCCACAAGCCUUUACACCACACCCAUACAAUAAACCUUGCCUCACCCCAAGACUUUACACCCCCAACCAGUCAUCCACUUUGGCCUAUACCCACAGCCUUACACCCACAGUCAUCCACCUUGCUCCUUACCCACAGCCUAUACACCCACCCCAGGUUAUCCACCGUCCUCUACCACCAGCCUUACAACCACGUCAUCCACCUUGGCCUUACCCACAGCCUUACACCCCACAGUCAUCCACACCUUGGUCCUCAUAA
This is a messenger RNA of Macrobrachium nipponense, 3747 nucleotides long. RefSeq names its product mucin-2-like. Bases 1 to 3747 code for a protein of 1248 amino acids. The record is from RefSeq and is a predicted model, not a curated record. The transcript has 4 exons. Lineage: Eukaryota; Metazoa; Arthropoda; Malacostraca; Decapoda; Palaemonidae.